ACAUAACAUUAACAGUAGUGUCAAUUCAACAUUUUUAGUAGUGUCUUUUAUGCAUUUCAAAUUAUUAUCUGUGUUAUUCCACUAAUAUAUAAUUAUUAAUAAUUCUUAAAAAUGGUAUUGACACUUCCUAAAAUUUAUUUAUUUAUUGUUUAUAUCAUAUUGCUCAUUAAAGCAGAAAGGAAUCUUAGGAAAAAAACGAAUAUAUUCAUAAGUCUUUUAAGAAAUCCAGGAUGGAAAAAUUUACAUGACGUACAAAAAGUUAUCUAUAGACAAGAUGAGUAUUUAUUAGAAAAAACUUUUGAAUUAUCUGAUUUAAAUAUAACCAAUUGCAAUAGUAGAGUAAGAAUUGCAUUGGUAAUUCUUUCAUGUUCUUAUGCUAAAGAUUUACGUAUGAUUUUUUUUGUUUUCCAACAAUAUUGUGAUUAUUGUGAAAACUUAACUGAUAAAGAAGAUAAUGAACCAAUAAAGUAUCAUUGCAUAAUAAAUCUUGUGAAAUUAAUAAAACGUAUAAAAAUAAUAGCUAAAUUAAUAGGUGGAUCAUUGUUCAUGAUGAAUAUUUUACAUUUACGUCCAUCGAAAAAAGUUCAGGAUAAUGAUUUUUUUAUUAAUAAUUUGUUGUUAAAACUAUCAAAAGUUCAAAAAACGUUGGAUGACAUUCAUGGUUCAAUAGAUGAACCACUAAAAAAUUUACGUACACUAGUAAUUAUAGAUGCGUUUGCAAAAGACAUUUACAGAAAUAUUAAUGCCUAUAUAGAUACAUUCUGUUGUUUAGCGUCAUGCGAUUUAGAUUUAUUAUGGGAAGAUUGGAAUAACGAGUAUAAAAAAAUUAAUGAAAAAAUAGAAGAACUUCAGUUCCAUGAUUUUCUAAACGUAAAACUUUACAUGACAAUGAAAUCAAUUUCCUCAGAAAAAUAUUUCAAACUUGGAUUUAAUUAUAAUUCUAAUACUCGAACAAUGUUUAUACCUACAAAACAUCAAAGCGCAGAAAUAGCUUGUUUUGGUUUAAAAUUUGAGGUUGAAUCACGAGGCACUAAAGAACUAAUAGACUUUUUUAAACCAGAUAUGUUUUAUAAAAUUAAAACUGAAGAAAUACCAGAAUUUAUUAAUCUCAUAGAAAAAGAAAUAGAAAAUCAAUCAAAAAAUAAAAAGUUGUCAGAAAUAAACUUUGUUGAUAAUCAAGAAUUGAACCUUCCUGUUUCAUCCAAAUAAAUAUGAAAGCCAAUGGAAAUUAAUGAAAAUAACAAAACAUCGAAAAUUUUUAUAAAUGACUUAUUUUAUACUUCACAAAAAAAUUAAAUAUCAAUUAGCUUAAAUAAA
Messenger RNA from Daktulosphaira vitifoliae (grape phylloxera), 1317 nucleotides. RefSeq lists its product as uncharacterized. The transcript has 5 exons. The record is from RefSeq and is a predicted model, not a curated record. Lineage: Eukaryota; Metazoa; Arthropoda; Insecta; Hemiptera; Phylloxeridae. Bases 112 to 1209 code for a protein of 365 amino acids.